Ziziphus jujuba (common jujube) is the source of this 492-nucleotide messenger RNA. RefSeq lists its product as uncharacterized. Gene Ontology annotation, biological process: intracellular protein transport; endoplasmic reticulum to Golgi vesicle-mediated transport. Gene Ontology annotation, cellular component: endoplasmic reticulum; endoplasmic reticulum membrane. The record is from RefSeq and is a predicted model, not a curated record. The coding region runs from base 1 to 492 and encodes 163 amino acids. Lineage: Eukaryota; Viridiplantae; Streptophyta; Magnoliopsida; Rosales; Rhamnaceae. The transcript has 7 exons.
AUGGACUUCAUUUUGGAAUCUGCAGAAUUGAAGAAAAAUGCAGGAGUGAACUGCUACAAUGUUAAGGCUCCUCGUUCUCAGAUAUAUCCUUUUAGCAAAACAAGAAUUAUUUCUAUGUGUGGAGUCUACAUUGUAUGGGAUGAAGUUGACAACAAAACCCCAUGUCAUGCUCCUCCUCCUUUGUGUAUGACUAUGACAGUUGGCAAAAAACCGCUUUGUUUCGCUGGUGUUGCGCUUUUCAUUAUACCCUUUGCUAGGUUUCAACUUCUAGAUAUCUAUUGGAAGAACGAGCAUCAUUUGAUGUGCACAUCUGAGAUCUGUACUGCAGCUGAGAGAGAUCGCUAUGAGAAAUCUGUGAAUCUACAAAGCCAAAGGAAUGUAAUUCUAUGUGCUAAAGCAAGUCUACUUUAUUGGUCUAUUCAGCGUAUUUGUAAAUAUUACAAGGAGAUCAAAAGUUUGGAACAAGUGGAGAAGAGGUACAAGGAUCAGUAA